Messenger RNA from Gadus morhua (Atlantic cod), 2655 nucleotides. RefSeq names its product interferon-induced protein with tetratricopeptide repeats 5. Gene Ontology annotation, biological process: defense response to virus. The record is from RefSeq and is a predicted model, not a curated record. The transcript has 2 exons. Gene Ontology annotation, cellular component: cytosol. Gene Ontology annotation, molecular function: protein binding. NCBI's taxonomy places the organism in Eukaryota, Metazoa, Chordata, Actinopteri, Gadiformes, Gadidae. Bases 635 to 1987 code for a protein of 450 amino acids.
CACAACAGGAAAGCGAGGCGCCGUGGGCACCUUCUCCCUAGAGUCCCAGCCCUCGCAGAAAUCGACCGUGCUGGCCGAGCGGCCCCGCCCCCCUGCAACCCCGGAGAGGACCUCUCUGGACGGCGGCCGGUCCCAGGGCAGGCCGGGGAGGGGGGCGGAGCUCAGGGGAGGGGCCCAGAGCACCGGCCCCCUCCCCCUCCAACUCCACCUCCAGCAGUAACGGACAGGGGGACGCGGCCAGACCCCCGCAGCCCGCAGGAGGGGGGGCCGGCAAGAAGGGGCUCCCUGCCAACCUGAUGGACAUCUUUAACAAGAUCGCCAAGUUUGAGAAGGAGAAAGGAGCCGGGCCAAGGAAGAAGGAGCCGCGUGAUGGCGCUCCAGGCCGCGGGGCGUCUUCAUGUGUCAGAGCGAGAAUUAGAUUGAAGAGAUGUGAUGGGACUUACACUGCUUCUGCUCCCUGAAAAUAAGCCGAAACCUAACAACACGCGUUGUCCACUGGAGAGUAGAUAACAAAUGCCGAAAUAAAGUUCCACCUUUAUGUCUAACGUCACUUUAUGGCCCCAUACAAGUUAAAUAUUACGGAUCACUGUUCAGUCGUCCUCCACAAACCACUGAGCUGUCAAGGAGAGCCGAGAUGAGUGCGGUUCCAAGUCCCCCGACCCUGAGGGCCCGACUGGAGACCUUCGAGUGCCACUUCACGUGGAACCUGAACAGCCAAAGAAAGCGCCUUUUCCUUCUCCUGGACAUACUGGAGGACAUCGGCGCCGAGGACGGCAACCUCUGGCUGGGACACAUCUACAACCUGCAGGCCCACGUCCACUUCCUCCUGGCCUCUGAAGAGCAGACCCCAGGCUCCACCAUGAGCGACGCGCUGCGCUGCUUCGGCCAGGCGGGGGAGGCCUUCCGGCAGGUGAGGAACCCCGUGGUGGACGACGGUCCCUGGCUGCUGGUCAACUACGGCAACCUGGCCUGGCUGCACUACCACCGGGAGGAGUGGUCCGAGAGCCUCGCGUACUUGGGCAAGGCGGAGGCACUGCUGCGAGAAUACCCGUCUCCGAUACAGGGGCAGCCCCAUCAGGUGGUCCUGGCCGAGAAAGCAUGGACCCUCAUGAACUUCGGCCAGGACGGCAGACGCAGUGCGGUGGAGCUCUUCAGGAAAGCCAUCGAGAUGGAACCAGCAUGCCCCGUGGAGUGGACCACCAGCCACGCGUUGGCCUUGGCGAUGUCUUCUCCUCCAGACGACUUGUCACCAGAGCAGGAGGCGGACAUCUUGGAGACCCUGAGACGCGCCGUUGAAGGCGAUCCAGACAACUUGUACAUUGCUGUGGUGUACCUUGGGAGACGCGCCAUGACCGACAGCAGAGGGAUCACAGAGGGAGCCCGUGAGCUGACCGAGGAGGUGCUGAAAAGGUCCCAGACCAGCUACAGCGGGAUCCGACCCUUGCUGAGAGUCUACAGAGAGCACGUGUCCCUGGAUGAGGCCAUCGAGGUGGCGAAAAAGGCUCUAGAGAGGCAUCCGACCAAACGGCAUCUCAAAAACGGCCUGGCGUACCUCUACAAGUCAAAGAUCUUCUCAGAAUGGGACAGUCCCUUGAUCGAGGACCUGAGGAGGAUAGCCAUCGUUCUCUAUGAGGAGGUGUGCAGCCUGUAUCCUCAUUUCCUAAAGGGGAGGAUCACCCUGGCGAUUUUAUACACACAGUCAAGGAAUCCUGACAUCAUGAAGUGUGACAAGAUAUUUAGGGAUUUGUUGAAAAUUGAUUUAGAGCCAGCCCAGCGGCAAAUGCUUUAUAACAAAUAUGCAAAAUUCCUCCACUUCAGUCUUCAAGACCGACGGAGGUCAAUAGAUUAUCACAUGAAGGCAGCAGAAAUACUGCAUUCCUCCAGGUUUCGGAGAGAGAGCAUACACAUUCUGACCCAGAUUAAGAAUAGCAGGAUGAACCGAAUGUGUGAAGAAAUUGAGGACUUUCUGGCCCAACUACCCUUAUAGCUCAGCGCACAAUGAAAAAAAAAUCACAAGUUACAUAAUUAGACAAAAUCCUUUAUUUAUUAAAUAUGGCACCAACUUUCAGAUGUCUUUCAGUGUUGAAAUCUGCCAUACAAUGGAAGAAUGAUUACAAAGCGCAUAUUUUGUAAUUACCAACGACGAAAUUAUUUUUAAUUUUUGUAAAAGGGGAACUAUACAUAGGAGUUUUAUUCAAGACUGAAAGAAAUACAAUUAGGUGAAUGAAUAUUCGUAUUGCCUCUUAUCUCAAUUGUUUUAUGUUUUUCAUAAAACUUAUAUUGUCCAGGGCGGGGAGGAAUGGACUGAACUGGGUGGGGAUCCUCCACCUCCACUCACCAUUGGCUAUCUGGUCAAAGUUCCUUAAACGUGACACGUUUUGGAAUGGCAUCUCCGCGUUUAUUUUCAAGUCUCAAUAAGAAUGAAAAAAGAGACAGAACACGCUAAAUUAAAAUAAUACGUAGAAAGACAGAAUGUACUAGUCAUUUCCUCUUCGGCUCUUCUUGUGGCUUUUAUUUGAACUCCUGCUAUGGAAACAGGUUGGAUUUAGUCAUUUAAUCAAUGUUACGAUUUGGGCUUUUUGUUGAUUGCUUAUAAAGACAUGUUAUUGCUGAGAAAUGAACAGCGAUGAAUAAACAAAAACAGUGGUAUCCUGA